AUGGCGAGCGCACCAACCCUGGGCGGCGGGCCUCAGAAGAAGCACAAGGUGACCAUCGUGGGAUCCGGUAAUUGGGGUUCGACCAUUGCCAAGAUCCUUGCCGAGAACACCCGCGCAAAUGCAGACAUGUUCGAGGAAGAGGUCCAGAUGUGGGUCUACGAGGAGCAGGUCACGAUUCCCAAAGACUCCAAGUUCUACGACGCCGCCGUCGGGGAUGCGCCUCAAAAGCUCACUGAGGUCAUCAACAAACAUCACGAGAACAUCAAGUACCUUCCGGGCAUCGCCCUGCCCUCCAACAUCGUCGCCAACCCCGACAUCCGCGACGCCGUCAAAGACUCGACCAUCCUCAUCUUCAACCUGCCCCACCAGUUUAUCGGAAAUGUCUGCAAGCAGAUCAAUGGCCAUAUUCUGCCCUAUGCUCGCGGCAUCAGCUGCAUCAAGGGUGUCAAUGUCACCGAUGACGGCGUGAGCCUGUUCAGCGAGUGGAUUGGCGACGGCCUGGGCAUCUACUGCGGCGCCCUCAGUGGUGCCAACCUCGCCCGUGAGAUUGCCGCCGAGAAGUGGUCUGAGACGACCAUUGCCUACGACCCGCCGACGAUGGACCAUAGCAGAGCCCCGACGCCGCGUACAGGCAGUCCGAACCCAACCACCGGCGAAAUUCCUGAGAUCCAGCACAAGGACGCCCGUGGCCGUGCCUCUACGACCAAGCUCACCGCAGUGCCUAGCGACUACCCUCCGUUGGACCAGGACUGCUUCCGCACUCUCUUCCACCGCCCCUAUUUCCACGUCCAGUUGGUCUCUGAUGUUGCUGGUGUGUCUCUGAGUGGUGCCCUCAAGAACGUGGUUGCCCUGGCUGCUGGUUUCGUCGACGGCCGUGGCUGGGGUGACAAUGCCAAGGCAGCCAUCAUGCGCAUUGGUCUCAUGGAGAUGGUCAAAUUCGGCAAGGAGUUCUUUGGAGAGACUGUUCAGACUGCGACCUUCACCGAGUCGUCUGCUGGUGUCGCCGAUCUGAUCACCUCAUGCUCCGGAGGUCGUAACUUCCGAUGUGCCAAAAUAUCCGUGGAGAAGGGCAUCAGCGUACAGGAGGUGGAGAAGCAAGAGCUCAACGGCCAGAAGAUCCAAGGAACAACCACUGCGGAGGAGGUCAACAGUUUCUUGAAGGCGAGAGGUCUUGAGUCAGAAUACCCCCUCUUCACUGCCGUCAACGACAUUCUGCUUGGCAAGAGGCAGGUGGAUGAUAUCCCCAACCUCAUGCAGGACUCUUAG
Messenger RNA from Ilyonectria robusta, 1266 nucleotides. Its product is annotated as NAD-dependent glycerol-3-phosphate dehydrogenase N-terminus-domain-containing protein. Gene Ontology annotation, molecular function: glycerol-3-phosphate dehydrogenase [NAD(P)+] activity; NAD binding. The transcript has 2 exons. Gene Ontology annotation, cellular component: glycerol-3-phosphate dehydrogenase (FAD) complex; cytosol; nucleus. The record is from RefSeq and is a predicted model, not a curated record. Lineage: Eukaryota; Fungi; Ascomycota; Sordariomycetes; Hypocreales; Nectriaceae. Gene Ontology annotation, biological process: carbohydrate metabolic process; glycerol-3-phosphate catabolic process. Bases 1 to 1266 code for a protein of 421 amino acids.